ACACAUAGCUUCAUAGCUCAUACUAGUGAUCACAACUUCACAAGCUCCAAACAAGCCAUUCCUAUUUCUCAACAGGCUAGAUGGCAUCCCAAAUCAUUGAGACGAACCGUGCUGGUGCCGAGAUCAUCAAUGGCGAUGCCGCUGGCAAGAAGAAGUCCAUUGAGCUGCUCCAGGAGCUAGGCCUUCCCAAGGGCCUCUUCCCCUUGGACGACAUCGAGGAGUUCGGCUACAACCGUGCAAACGGUUUCAUGUGGAUUCUUCAUAGCAAGAAGAAGGAACAUACCUUCAAGAAGAUCAAGCAGACCGUCUCCUACGCCACCGAGGUGACGGCGUUCGUCGAAAAGGGGAAGCUGAAGAAGAUUGCUGGUGUCAAGACCAAGGAGCUGAUGCUUUGGCUCAGUGUGGUUGAGGUCUAUGUUGAGGAGUCAUCUGCUGAGAAGAUCACCUUCAAGACUGGCACUGGCCUCUCCGAUAGCUUCGAUGCGUCGGCCUUCGAGCUAGGAAUGUAGAAUAAACAUUAUCUAAACAAAAGGAAUGUAAACUGAAGAACUGAACAUCCGAGGGAAUUUAUCUUCAUUUUCUCUUUUAGUUUUCUUUUUACAUACAGUAUGUAACUGUAUUUCGCACGGAGAAUAUGUGAUAUUGGAUUUAUAAAUAAGUGUUGAUGUACA
Messenger RNA from Oryza sativa Japonica Group (Japanese rice), 671 nucleotides. RefSeq lists its product as uncharacterized. The record is from RefSeq and is a predicted model, not a curated record. Lineage: Eukaryota; Viridiplantae; Streptophyta; Magnoliopsida; Poales; Poaceae.